Messenger RNA from Entrophospora candida, 372 nucleotides. Lineage: Eukaryota; Fungi; Glomeromycota; Glomeromycetes; Entrophosporales; Entrophosporaceae. The record is from the annotation of a GenBank genome assembly.
AUGAAUCCAUCAGCUAUGCAAAAGAUUAUGAUGGAAUUUGAAAAAGAAUCAGAAAUGAUGGAUAUGGAAGAAGAUGUGGUGGUGAUGGUACAGGAAGAUGAUGAAGAGGAAAUUGAAAUGAUAAUAAACCAAGCUUUGGACGAAAUCGAAAUUACAUUGGACCAAUCUUGUUUUUAUAAUCAUAAAGGUGGUAAAUUAAAGCCUCUUAAAAAAGAGAAAAAGAAAAGUACAAAUGAUGUUGAUGAGAGUGAUCUUGAAUUUAAAAAGAAACAACAAGAAGAAGCUAAAAAAUUAAAGGAAUUAAAAGAAAAGGCACAAAAGGGAGGGUUACUUGUUGUUGGUGGAAUUAAGAAAUCGGGAGGAAAAAAAUAA